Messenger RNA from Mobula hypostoma (lesser devil ray), 1524 nucleotides. RefSeq lists its product as uncharacterized. The transcript is spliced from 14 exons. The record is from RefSeq and is a predicted model, not a curated record. The annotation marks the transcript as partial. NCBI's taxonomy places the organism in Eukaryota, Metazoa, Chordata, Chondrichthyes, Myliobatiformes, Myliobatidae.
CCGCAACCAUCAGGAAGGUGGUACAGGAGCCUCAGGACCCACACCACCAGGUUCAGGAACAGUUAUUAUCCCUCAACCAUCAGGAAGGAGGUACAGGAGCCUCAGGACCCACACCACCAGGUUCAGGAACAGUUAUUACCCCUCAACCAUCAGGAAGGAGGUACAGGAGCCUCAGGACCCACACCACCAGGUUCAGGGACAGUUAUUACCCCUCAACCAUCAGGAAGGAGGUACAGGAGCCUCAGGUCCCACACCACCAGUUAUUACCCCCUCAACCAUCAGGAAGGAGGUACAGGAGCCUCAGGACUCACACCACCAGGUUAUUACCCCUCAACCAUCAGGAAGGAGGUACAGGAGCCUCAGGACCCACACCACCAGAUUCAGGAACAGUUAUUAUCCCCUCAACCAUCAGGAAGGAGGUACAGGAGCCUCAGGACCCACACCACCAGGUUCAGAAACAGUUAUUACUCCUCAACGAUCAGGAAGGAGGUACAGGAGCCUCAGGACCCACACCACCAGGUUCAGGAACAGUUAUUACCCCUCAACCAUCAGGAAGGAGGUACAGGAGCCUCAGGUCCCACACCACCAGGUUCAGGAACAGUUAUUACCCCUCAACCAUCAGGAAGGAGGUACAGGAGCCUCAGGACUCACACCACCAGGUAUUACCCCCUCAAUCAUCAGGAAGGAGGUACAGGAGCCUCAGGACCCACACCACCAGGUUAUUACUCCUCAACGAUCAGGAAGGAGGUACAGGAGCCUCAGGACCCACACCACCAGGUUCAGGGACAGUUAUUACCCCUCAACCAUCAGGAAGGAGGUACAGGAGCCUCAGGUCCCACACCACCAGGUAUUACCCCCUCAACCAUCAGCAAGAAGGUACAGGAGCCUCAGGACCCACACCACCAGAUUCAGGAACAGUUAUUACCCCCUCAACCAUCAGGAAGGAGGUACAGGAGCCUCAGGACUCACACCACCAGGUUCAGGAACAGUUAUAACCCCCUCAACCAUCAGGAAGGAGGUACAGGAGCCUCAGGACCCACACCACCAGGUUAUUACCCCUCAGCCAUCAGGAAGGAGGUACAGGAGCCUCAGGACCCACACCACCAGUUAUUACCCCUCAACCAUCAGGAAGGAGGUACAGGAGCCUCAGGUCCCACACCACCAGGUUCAGGAACAGUUAUUACCCCUCAACCAUCAGGAAGGAGGUACAGGAGCCUCAGGACUCACACCACCAGGUAUUACCCCCUCAAUCAUCAGGAAGGAGGUACAGGAGCCUCAGGACCCACACCACCAGUUAUAACCCCCUCGACCAUCAGGAAGGAGGUACAGGAGCCUCAGGACCCACACCACCAGAUUCAGGAACAGUUAUUACGCCCUCAACCAUCAGGAAGGAGGUACAGGAGCCUCAGGGCUCACACCACCAGGUUCAGGAACAGGUAUUACCCCCUCAAUCAUCAGGAAGGAGGUACAGGAGCCUCAGGACCCACACCACCAGGUUCAGGAACAGUUACUGCCCCUCAAUCA